Messenger RNA from Fukomys damarensis (Damara mole-rat), 2159 nucleotides. RefSeq names its product lamin B1 (gene Lmnb1). The transcript has 10 exons. Bases 269 to 1399 code for a protein of 376 amino acids. The record is from RefSeq and is a predicted model, not a curated record. NCBI's taxonomy places the organism in Eukaryota, Metazoa, Chordata, Mammalia, Rodentia, Bathyergidae.
CGCUAAGAAAGAAUCUGAUCUCAAUGGAGCCCAGAUCAAGCUUCGAGAAUAUGAAGCAGCCCUGAACUCUAAAGACGCAGCUCUGGCUACUGCACUUGGUGACAAAAAAAGUUUGGAAGGCGAUUUGGAGGAUCUGAAGGAUCAGAUUGCCCAGUUGGAAGCCUCAUUAACUGCUGCCAAGAAACAGCUAGCAGAUGAAACUUUGCUUAAAGUGGAUUUGGAGAAUCGUUGUCAGAGCCUUACUGAGGAUUUGGAGUUCCGUAAAAGCAUGUAUGAAGAGGAGAUUAAUGAGACCAGAAGGAAGCAUGAAACACGCUUGGUAGAGGUGGAUUCCGGGCGUCAGAUUGAGUACGAGUACAAGCUGGCUCAGGCCCUGCACGAGAUGAGAGAGCAGCACGACGCACAAGUGAGGCUAUACAAGGAGGAGCUCGAGCAGACUUACCACGCUAAGCUGGAGAAUGCCAGACUGUCCUCAGAGAUGAAUACUUCCACUGUGAACAGUGCCAGGGAAGAACUGAUGGAAAGUCGUAUGAGGAUCGAGAGCCUCUCGUCUCAGCUUUCUAAUCUACAGAAGGAGUCUAGAGCAUGUUUGGAAAGGAUUCAAGAGUUGGAGGACUUGCUCGCUAAAGAAAGAGACAACUCUCGUCGCAUGCUGACUGACAAAGAGAGAGAGAUGGCCGAAAUAAGGGAUCAGAUGCAGCAACAGCUCAGUGAUUAUGAGCAGCUUUUGGAUGUGAAACUAGCCCUGGACAUGGAGAUCAGCGCGUACAGGAAACUCCUGGAAGGAGAAGAAGAGAGGCUGAAGCUCUCUCCAAGCCCUUCCUCGCGCGUGACGGUGUCCCGAGCGUCCUCCAGUCGCAGCGUGCGCACCGCUAGGGGCAAGCGGAAGAGAGUGGACGUGGAAGAGUCCGAGGCGAGCAGCAGCGUCAGCAUCGCGCAUUCGGCCUCGGCCACCGGGAGCGUGUGCAUUGAAGAGAUAGACGUGGAUGGGAAGUUCAUCCGCUUGAAGAACACGUCCGAGCUGGAUCAGCCAAUGGGAGGCUGGGAGAUGAUCAGAAAGAUUGGAGACACAUCCGUCACUUACAAGUAUACCUCACGAUACGUGCUGAAGGCAGGCCAGACUGUUACAAUUUGGGCUGCAAAUGCUGGUGUCACAGCCAGUCCUCCCACCGACCUCAUCUGGAAGAACCAGAACUCUUGGGGCACUGGUGAAGAUGUGAAGGUUAUAUUGAAAAAUUCUCAGGGAGAGGAGGUUGCACAAAGAAGUACAGUCUUUAAAACAACCAUACUGGAAGAGGAAGAGGAGGAAGAAGAGCCAUCUGGAGUGGUUGUUGAGGAAGAACUUUUCCACCAGCAGGGAGCCCCGAGAGCAUCCAAUAGAAGCUGUGCAAUUAUGUAAACUUCUCAGCGCAACUGUCUUCCUCAGUAUAAAGAAGUAUGGUAAUCCUGUAUACAGUGCAGAGCCUUCUCAGAAGCACAGAAUAUUUUUAUAUUUCCUUUAUGUGAAUUUUUAAGCUGCGAAUCUGAUGGCCUUAAUUUCUUUUUUGACACUGAAAGUUUUGUAAAAGAAAUCAUAUCCAUACACUUUGUUGCAAAAUGUGAAUUAUUUACGCUGAACUAACUGUGCUGUUUGGAAAGGGUCUCAAAUAUUUUUGGCUUUUGUUUUGUAAGUGUGUAUGUAUUUUCUGUUUUUUAAGUUCUUAUGAGAAGGGAGGGGUAAAUAAACCACUGUGUCUCUGGUAUAAAUUGAAGAUUGCUCUAUCUAGAUUGACAGUCUGUUCUUGACUCUUCUCUGCUAUAUAUAAAACGGUGCUGUGAGGGAGGGGAAAGCAUUUUUCAAUAUAUUGAACUUUUAUACUGAAUUUUUUUGUAAUAAGCAAUCAAAGUUACAAAUUUUGUUUUGUUUUUUAAAUAGAAAAGAGAAUUUUGUAAGAAGGCAAUAUUUACCUAAUCAUGUAAGCUCUCUGGAUGAAGGACUCCGCAGAACUGUUUAAUGGUUAUUUCUCUUAGAAUCUUAAUUCACGAGGGCAGUGGGGUCGGGCAGGGGUGGUGGGAUGAGGGAAGGGCUUCUCUAUUAAAAUACAUUAGUUGUGUUUUUUAAGAUAGCGUAACAUGCUUAAAUUUCUUAUAUGACAUUAACAAAUAAAAAGUUCUUUUAA